AUGACCGCGCCACCUUGCCCGCCUCCUAAGACAGCCCUUGGCAGACAUCGUCUCCUAUCACCAUCUGCAUCUGUUUAUGUCAGUCCCCUGUCCUUGGGCGCCUUGAACUUCGGAGAAGCAUGGAAGGACAAAUUCGGGGAGUGUACCAAGGAGACUGCAUUCGAGAUGCUUGACUUCUUUUAUGAACAAGGCGGGAACUUCAUCGACACUGCCAACAUGUACCAAGACGAAGAAUCGGAAAUUUGGGUCGGCGAGUGGUUGGCAAAGCGAGGUCUGCGAGAUGAUAUGGUUAUUGCAACCAAGUUUUCUUCCGGCUACAAGGUGCAAUCGGAUAAGACUCGUAUGCAGAGCAACUACGGUGGCAGUGGCACUAAGUCACUUCAUCUCUCAGUGGAGGCAAGCUUGAAAAAGCUUCAGACAGAUUACAUCGAUAUCCUCUACGUCCACUACUGGGAUAUGGCCACGUCAGCAGAGGAGCUUAUGCAGAGCCUUAAUAUUCUAGUACAAGAACGCAAGGUAUUGUAUCUUGGUAUCUCAGAUGCCCCGGCGUGGUGGGUCGUCAAGUGCAACUCGUACGCAAAAUGCCAUGGCAUGAGGCCAUUUUGUGUGUACCAAGGAAGGUGGAACGCGGCGAUCCGAGACAUUGAGAGGGAAAUCGUUCCCAUGUGCCGUGAUCAAGAUAUGGGACUUGCUGCCUGGGGCGCGUUAGGCGGUGGCUAUUUCAAGCCCAAGAGUCAGCGUGGCCAAGCUGGCGAUGGAAGAAAGACCGGCAUCAAAAACGGACGUGAAGAACUGGUAGCUGAUGUUCUUGAGAGAGUAGCCGAGCGCCUGAGUGUACCCAUGACGAGUGUGGCCAUGGCCUGGGUGAUGCAAAAAGCCCCUCACGUCGUGCCAAUUGUGGGUGGUCGCAAGAUCGAGCAUCUCCGAGGAAACAUUGAGGCACUCGGUCUUGAGCUAUCGGAAGAGGAUAUUAGAGAGGUUGACGAGGCUUACUUGUUUGAGCCGGGGUUUCCAUUCGAUUUCCUUGGAGGGGGAAAGAUGCCGCAUGGACCAGAGGACGUCGUGUUUACUCAGAGGUUUGGAAACUUCGAUUACGUGGCCAACGCAAAAGCUAUCAAGCCGCAUCGGGGACCCUUGAGUACACACGGUCCAAAGUGGCAUUGA
Clonostachys rhizophaga is the source of this 1164-nucleotide messenger RNA. Lineage: Eukaryota; Fungi; Ascomycota; Sordariomycetes; Hypocreales; Bionectriaceae. The record is from the annotation of a GenBank genome assembly.